AUGGCGGGCACCGACCAAAAGUCAUUUCUGGGAACAUUUUCCCCAUGGAAUACCCCCAGGAGCUCAACCCCUCAGCCUGCAGAUCAUAAUAAUAAUUCCGGCUCUGGCUCGGAUGUCUUGCAGCGUUCACAGGGUGAAGACCAUACCGUGACACACCGACACAAGCUAGGCCAGCGCCAUUACCCAUCCGACUGUCCUCCGUUAAAGGCGAGAUGGUUCUACGCCGUGGAUUCACCGAAGCGGAAACCAUCCUUGAACGAUGCAAAGAAAACUGAUCAGAAACCGCUACCCCCGCCGAAGAAAUUCAUUCCUUUCUCGCUGAAGGAUUCGCAGUCGAUCGAAUCUACUUUCCAGAAUCUUAUCGAAGAUGAAGAUACUCGCGAUCAUGGCCACGGUCAGGCACCACAAGAGGAUGAACAACAAAAACAAAAACGGGCACGGGCUUCCACCAAGGUCGCUGUGAACGAAGAUUAUUUGUUCGAUGUCGAUGUUGCACAACGGGAGCUCAGCCCGGCUUAUUGGAUUGGCCCUGUUUAUGAAGUUCGGCGAGGGACGUGGUUCUUUCAGGAUGGGUCGAAUCUGAAGCCCUGCGAGGAAAAUCUAGCAACACAAUUGGAAGAAGGAUAUCUCAAGCUGCGACCUUGGAGAGCGGAUGCAGCAGAGGCCAGCUCUGGAGACCCUGCGACAUCGGCGAAGCAUGAUCGAUCUAGUGACCGUGACCGUACGGAUGGCAGUGCAGAGUCCGGAACACAAACACAAUACUCGGAACCAUCAACAUCAAAGUCAUCUCGUUCACAGGGUACUGGAAAGAUACCCGCUUCUUCGACGAUGGAGUCUCGUCAGUACCGACUUUUCGGAGCCUACAUGAAUAGAAUCGUGGCCUAUCAAGACUCCUCAACGGCUUGGGUCACUACUGACGACUUCAUGUCCCGUGUUAGCACCACCGUAUAUCAAAAACUCGGCGGUGCCCCAGGCAAUAAAGUAGUCCGCGGUUUAGUCGAGCCCAAACGCUCGAGAGAACCAUCUGAUCUCCGCGAACGAGAUCGAGAUCGAAAGCCCGUCGAGAAAUCCUCCGGCGCUAGAACACCCGAGGUCCCCUCUUCUACUACCUUUACAGAGACUCCCAUCCCCCAGUCUAGCGGGACAGAUGGAAUAGAAGGGCAAACGGAAGUCGACAAACCAGAUAUCAGGCGACCACAGUCAACACUGGAGCGGCAAAUGUCGUCUCUAGCAGGUGAACCGCAAAACCCGGCUGAACUAGAGGAACAAGCUCGUAGACAGGAGGAGCAGGAGAUGGAAGACUUGAGAGAAGUUGAUGGUGAGGAUCGAGAGCGAGAAGUCGAUCAUAUUAUCCUUGUCACUCAUGGUAUUGGUCAACGGCUUGGCCUGCGACUCGAGAGUAUCAACUUCAUACACGAUGUGAAUGUGCUUCGCAAGACACUCAAGACUGUCUAUAAGGCUUCACCGGAUCUUCAGGCGUUGAAUGCAGCCUUUGCGGACCACGAUGGUAAUUGUCGUGUUCAGGUUCUUCCUGUCUGCUGGCGCCAUCUACUCGAUUUCCCCUACCGCGGAGUCCGACAGAACCGAAAGGAACUUGAUUUGACCGACGCCGACACCGUCGAUGAUGACGCAUACCCCAGUCUGGCGGAUAUCACGCUCGAAAGCGUCCCGGCUGUUCGGAACCUGAUAUCCGACCUAGCCAUGGAUGUCCUCUUAUACCAGAGCGGUUAUUGCGAGCACAUCUCCAACAUCGUGAAACAAGAGUGCAACAGAAUAGUCGGGCUCUACAAGCAGCGAAAUCCAUCAUUCAACGGCACCGUGAGCCUGUGUGGUCAUUCUCUAGGCAGCGCGAUUCUUUUCGACAUCCUCUGCCACCAAAAAACGUCCGAGUCUCCCAAGACAAAAUUCACAGCUCCAGGUGACGACCUCGCCGAUCAGUGGAAGGAAGAGAAAAGCGAGCUGAGCUUUGAAUGUGAAGAGUUCUUUUGCCUGGGGUCUCCAAUCGCGUUGUUCCAAAUGCUUAAGGGAAAAACAAUUGCCGGUUACUCGCCUCUUGGAACGAGAAAACGCAAAAGUGCCCUAGACAUCGAAUUUGACGCCAAAGCCAUCCGAUCGCUCAACUCUUCUAAGCGCGACUCACAAAGUCACGCUGGCCGCGGACCCAUUGAUAAUUCGGCCAUCAUCUCGACGCCCAAAUGUCGCGAUCUGUAUAACAUUUUUCACCCCUCUGAUCCGGUUAGUUAUCGUCUCGAGCCGCUCAUUUCUCCGGCCAUGGCUAGUCUCAAGCCUCAGCCUUUGCCUUCUGUCAAGAAGAGUAUAUGGACGCAGUCGGGUCAGAGUCUUUCUAUUAUUGGAUCGCGUAUGGGUCAGAGUGUCGGGAGUCUUUGGAGUAACUUUACUUCUGGCGUGGCUAGUAGUCUGCUAAAUCGCAGUUUGGGAUUACAUGCGGACGAGGUUUCUUCUGCUGUGAAUGCGGGCGCGAAUGAUCGCGGUCAUAAAAGGUCGCAGUCUGGUUCAAAUCAGGAUUCUUCUCAGGGUUCUGAUCAUCCUCAGACUCUUAUUGACGGAGAUCUGGAGACUCUUUAUGAUGGGUUUCAGAAGAGUCGGGAUGGUCAAAAGAAGGGCCAGAAUCAUGCUCAGUCUACUUCGGGUAGUGAGAAUGAUCUGGAUUCUGAAGAACAGGAGCGGAAAUUGAAGUUUGAAGAUGCUAAAGUGCGCGGCUUGAAUUCGAAUGGUCGGGUGGAUUAUAGUAUCCAAGAGGGCGCAUUCGAUAUUUCCCUCAUCGCGAGUAUUGCCAGCCACCUCACAUAUUGGGGAGAUGAGGAUGUUAAUCACUUCAUGCUCUCGCAGAUGUUGUCUCGGGAAUCGCGAAAUCGGAAUAAGAAAUAA
Messenger RNA from Penicillium waksmanii, 2889 nucleotides. RefSeq names its product DDHD family phospholipase. The record is from RefSeq and is a predicted model, not a curated record. The transcript is spliced from 3 exons. Gene Ontology annotation, cellular component: cytoplasm. NCBI's taxonomy places the organism in Eukaryota, Fungi, Ascomycota, Eurotiomycetes, Eurotiales, Aspergillaceae. Gene Ontology annotation, molecular function: metal ion binding; glycerophospholipase activity. The coding region runs from base 1 to 2889 and encodes 962 amino acids.